Cajanus cajan (pigeon pea) is the source of this 366-nucleotide messenger RNA. The record is from RefSeq and is a predicted model, not a curated record. Lineage: Eukaryota; Viridiplantae; Streptophyta; Magnoliopsida; Fabales; Fabaceae.
AUGAAUGAUUCUUUGGUGGAUGAAUACUCUUUGAUCACGGGGUGGUCUUCCAGUUGGAGAUGGAAUAUCUUUGAAUUCUGGUGUGCAUUCUGUUUUAACAACUCUAUUGGGCAAGAUCCAGAUUCAAAUAACUUGAUCGGGGUUCUAGAUAUAUAUGGAUUUGAGAGUUUCAAGACAAACAGCUUUGAGCAAUUUUGUAUCAAUUUGACAAAUGAGAAAUUACAGCAACAUUUCAACCAGCAUGUCUUCAAAAUGGAGCAAGAGGAAUAUACAAAGGAAGAGAUUGAUUGGAGUUAUAUCGAGUUCGUUGAUAAUCAAGAUGUUCUUGAUCUCAUAGAGAAGCAUGUUUCCAAGAUCAACGCAUGA